AUGAACGGCAUCGCGCCGCCUCAGCCAUAUGGGCAGCCGCCCUCGGUCUGGCAGGAGCAUCACACCCCCGAUGGCCGAGCCUACUAUUAUAACUCGGCUACCAAGGCUACGCAAUGGACCAAGCCAGAGGACAUGAUGUCGCCUGCAGAGCGCGCUCUGGCCAACCAGCCGUGGAAGGAAUACACAGCCGAAGGCGGUCGAAAGUACUGGUACAACACCGAGACCAAGGAGAGCUCUUGGGAGAUGCCCGACGUGUACAAGACUGCUCUGGGCAUCAAGGACAGCCCCGGUCCCGGCGCCCCUACGCCUUCGCAGACACCAUUUACUCCUGGCAGUGGCUUCCACGACGCCCCUCGUGGCCCAGCACGCGACCGCGAAAUGUACCGUGACACCUACUCCGAGUCCCGCCAGCUCCCGCCCUCCAGCGAAGCGAGGGCCCAGAGCUUCGUCCCCUCCUCCAACGACCCGGAGUAUGCGACCGCGGAGGAGGCCGAGGCGGCCUUUGUCAAGCUGCUCCGCCUCAGUGGCGUGCAGCCCGACUGGACGUGGGAGGACACGAUACGCGCGACGGCGCGCGACCCUCAGUUUCGAGCUAUCAAGGACCCCAAGGGCCGCAAGGACGCCUUCGAGAACUACUGCCACGACGUCAUCACCCAAGACAAGGAGCGUGCUGAGGAGCGCCUGAGCAAGGUCCGCGCCGAUUUCGAGACGAUGCUGAGGCGCCAGCCCGAGAUCAAGCAUUACACGCGGUGGAAGACGGCCCGGCCCAUGCUGGAGGGAGAGACGCUGUUUCGGUCGACGGCCGACGAGGCGGAGCGCCGCCAGAUCUUCGAGGAGUACAUCGUCGGGCUCAAGAGGGCCCACGCCGAGGAGCAGUCCAGCAUGCGCAAGAGCGCCAUGGACAGCCUGGUUGACCUGCUGCCCAAGCUCAAUCUCGAGCCCUACACGCGCUGGUCCGAUGCUCAGGGAAUCAUCUCCACCACCCAGACCUUCCAGAGCGAGCCCAAGUUCCAAGCCCUCAGUCAGCUCGACAUGCUCAACGCCUUCCAGGGCCACAUGAAGGCUCUCGAGAGGGCCUUCAAUGACUCCAAGCAGCAGGAGAAGAACCGCAAGUUCCGCAAGGAGCGCAAGGCCCGCGAUGCCUUCAAGUCGCUGCUUGCCGAGUUGCGCAAGGACGGCAAGAUCAAUGCUGGGACCAAGUGGAGCCAGAUCUUGCCCCUCAUCGAGAACGACCAGCGCUACACCAGCAUGGCCGGCCAGGGCGGAUCGACCCCCCAAGAGCUGUUCUGGGAUGUUGUCGAAGAGGAGGAUCGUGGGCUCCGUGAAACCCGUAACGAUGUUAUUGAUGUUUUGGAAGACAAGCGAUUUGAGCUGUCAUCGACGAGCGACUUUGAGGAGUUUCUGUCCCUCAUGAAGGAUGACCAACGCACUGCUAACAUUGACCGUGACAUUCUGAGGUUCAUUUUUGACCGCCUCCGCGAAAAGCGUUCAUCAAGACGCGACGACGACCGACACCAGCAUCGCGCCAUUGAAGAGCUCCGCGCCUACCUGAAGCGCAUGGAGCCGCCUAUCACUGCCAGCGACACAUAUGAAAAGGUACGACCGCGACUGUUGAAAUCAGAGGAAUUUCGGGCCGUCUCUUCCGAGGACGCCAGACGCUCCGCGUUUGACAAGCUCCUCCGCCGGUUGCGCGAGAAGGAGGAAGAUGCCGAGCGCAGCAGCAGCUACCGGCGGCGCGACCGCGAUCGUGAGCGCGGGCGCGGCUCCAUCGACCGAGAGCGUGACCACCGCCGUGACCGGGACAAGUCCAAAGGUGAGCGUGACCACCGUAGUAACGGACGCUCGUCAAGACGUAGUCGCAGCCCCGUUGAGGCGGACGCCUACGAAGCCGACAGGCGCAGGGCCAUUGCCGAGCGAGAGCGCAACCACCGCAAGGCCACCAUGGCCGAGAGCGCCUUCUCCAGUGUUGGCGCCAGCGACCGACUCUCCUCUUCCUCCCGCUUGUCCCCGGCAGCAGCACCCCGGAGGGAGCUGCGCGAUCGGGAUGUCCGAGAGCGUGAACGUGAACGUGAACGUGAGCGUGAGCGUGAGCGCGACCGCGACCGUGACCGCGACCGUGACCGCGACCGCGACCGUGACCGUGAACGUGAACGUGAACGUGACCGCGACCGUGACCGCGAUAGGGUCAGGGAUGACCGCAGGGACAGAGACCGGGAGAGGGACCGCGACUACGACCGCCCGCCCCCCCGCUCCCGCCGUAUCGUCAACGAGGAUGCUCCCCCGCCUCCGCGCAGGGACGAUGACCGCGACAGGCUUUACCGUCGUCGCACUGAUCGAGGUUCGUACGAUGAACUCCCCUAUGGAGAUGAGGCUCCUUCGACAUCAGGUGCUGGACGUCGUCGUCGUGAUGACGAUCAGGACCAUGCUAGACGUGAUUCGAGAGAUUCCAAGGUUAGUCCCCCUUCACGCCCUCUGUUCUCCCUUCUCUUCCCCCCCUCUCUUCCCUCUCAAAUCAAGAUCUAA
Molecule: messenger RNA, 2523 nt
Organism: Geosmithia morbida
Lineage: Eukaryota; Fungi; Ascomycota; Sordariomycetes; Hypocreales; Bionectriaceae
Product: pre-mRNA-processing factor 40
Exons: 4
Coding region: 1-2523 (840 amino acids)
Biological process (GO): mRNA cis splicing, via spliceosome
Cellular component (GO): U2-type prespliceosome; U1 snRNP
Molecular function (GO): RNA binding; protein binding
Source: RefSeq, a predicted model, not a curated record